Molecule: messenger RNA, 2825 nt
Organism: Hermetia illucens (black soldier fly)
Lineage: Eukaryota; Metazoa; Arthropoda; Insecta; Diptera; Stratiomyidae
Product: transmembrane protein 205
Exons: 3
Coding region: 1124-2095 (323 amino acids)
Source: RefSeq, a predicted model, not a curated record
GGAGAAAUUAGUGUACCUGAAACUGAAUAACUGAGCAUUUUUGGUGAAUCCUAAAAACAGUUGGAAGUUGGAUUUCCCUAAUCCCAAAUUCCAAAAUAUUAGACAAAUAAUUUGAAUUGAUUUCUGACUUCGCGACAUUCUUUUCCGAUCGGCUAGUGACUCAUAUUUUAGUUUUUGCAGGAAAUAUCUUUAAAAAAAUCUUCUAAAACAGAUGUGAUCUGUGAAAGUUUACAUGGAAAAGAAUGUGAUUCAUAAAUCUAAUCGUAAUCAGUCAAUAAACAUUACUCUGCCAGCGACAACAAUACUGCAUUUCGUAAGCCUUGCCAACUACUUCAUAAUCUUUGGGGAACGAGCAAAGGUGAGAAAGUAUCUGAACUUAAGCACGUAUGCAAGAAUUUGAAGAAAUUGAAAAUUCGAGGUAGACGAAGCGCCUACCAUCAUCUUCAAAGUGUGGGAUUGACCUUCCGUAACCUACAUACGUAUAUGGGCCCUCCAGAACCUCUGAAGGCGCCAAACCUCCGAAGCCGUAUUCAAGCCAAUUUGGCUAGACGCGAAUGUGCGAAAUGUCAGCAAAUGAAGAUUCAAGAGAAAUCUUAUGUUGUAAAAGAGUACCAUUGUCCGCUUAAGGUUUCGACGUAAGCAGGGGAGACACUACUGACGAAAUUGUGGUAGUCCCCGUCCUGAGAGACCGGAGCUGUGGCAAAACACUGCAAAAUCCCCAACGUGAUCCGCGAAUUCCGUGCGCAUCUACCUCAUCACUAUCCAUGACGACAAUACCUGCGGCUGUAGCUGUGCGCCAUCAAUCUGGCGGGAGGCAGACGAGUUCGUAGAAUCGGAAAGCUCCAAAGUGCUCACGAAAUGUUUAGUGAGAAACCGUCAUAUAAAAACCGUUUGCCGCUCGCUGGGCAGCCAUAAGUCAGCGAAGACAGCGCGACCGGUGAACAGUGUAGAGUUCACCGCACUCCGUGUACACAGUGAAUAGUGAAUAGUAGCAACCCGACGGUUAGUUACCAGAGAAUUGAUAGUGCUCGAUCCGAUGCUUGAUAUCAGAAGACGCGUGUGUGGAUAAGAUAACAUUUCCGUGAGAUACAAACCUAUUGAAUUAUAGUUAGAAAAUUGAAAAAUGUGCCAACAAACGACCGAUAUGGGUUCACAAAUUGAAUUGCUCUACAUGCAAGGGAUGCCACGCAAAGUCGGCAAAUCCGUUGAGCACACGCUAAUGAAGCGGCGAAACUGUGCAAAAUGUGGUACCGACAGUGAAAAUAACAGUGCCAUUGAGGAUAACGAGGAGUUGGAGUGCACAUGUGAUAAUAGGAAGCGGCAGCGACGGCACAAUAUGAAGAGCAAUCAAGAUAUCAUAGCGAUUACCACGCAGUGGACACGACAUGGGGUCAACUGGGCUUAUUCUCAAAUGGAUCUAAUGAAAAAGUCACAAAUUUACAGAGUUAUGACUAGAACCACUCAACCUGCCCACGUAAUAGCUGUUGGAAUCUUAUCUUUUGUGGUGAUGUUGGUCUGGCCCAAUAUAGUGGACCAACAUUACGGAGAAGAAGUGAAACCCAAGAAGAGUGGCCUCGCCCUUUUGGCAUAUUUGGCAGCCUUUGCAACGCAUUUCGGUGCCCAGAUUUGGAUGACCUUUGUAUCAGGACUUUCUUUAUAUUUCGCGUUACCUCGCCAUACAUUUGGACUGUGUCAACAAAUCCUGUUUCCAAGAUACUUUUCAAUGAAUUCCAUUCUGAGCAUCUGCACCCUUGUGAUGUUCAUCAAAGUGAUUGGUGGACGCUGGGAGUUCACCUCAUAUGUGCAAGUCAUCGCAUUGUCCCUCUGUGCAGUGAUAGAAGUUGCAGUGCGACUCUAUUUGGCGCCACCACUCCUACGCCUGAUGGCCGAAAAACAUAAGUUCGAGACGGGCGCCGGAAGCGGUAUGGAAAUUGGAUAUUUAGAGCAGCGGGAUCUGGUCAAGUGUCCACACUACCAACGCAUCCACACGGCGUUUCGACGAAUCCACAUGACCGUUGCGAUGGGCAACAUGACAACCCUCAUCUGUACAUUUUUGCAUUUACAUUACUUGGCGUCGAAAAUAUCCGUCAGCUAAUUUGGCAACCGCCGAACUCGCAUUUUUAGUAUGAAAAAUAACAUCGAAUUAUCAAAUUAUUUAACUAAGUAGAUACAUUAUAAUUUAUAAUGUGUAGAUAUCCUCUAGAUUCGUAGAGUUUCUAGUGUAAUUUUUAGACUGAGUUUAAAGAUCUUUCAACUAGAGACUGUUCCAAAAACAAAGUAUUUUUUUUUCGGGAUUCACGCGAAAUUUAUUUGAAAAGACUGCGAUAUUUUCUCAUCCCCAUCCUCAUUAUGCAUCAACCACCACAAAAUCUUGUAAUUGUAAAUAUUAGGCGAAUUUUUAGCUCAUCCUCAUUUUAAAUUCUCAUGCCAGCCAUCAUAUCAUCCCACCCAUUCUCUAGAUAUUAUUAUUGAUAAGCGUUCGAUAAAACUAUUUAACAUCCUGACGCAAAUAUCUCAUGAUUUCAAAUUAAUUAUGUGUCGAAUAUAUAGUAUUUAUUACACUAUUAUUGUGAAUUGUACGAAAAGGAUAUGUGUGAGUUUUGUGAUCUUGAUUGCAACGAUUUUAAAUUAGUUUGACAAAUUGUUAUUUAAUUUAUUCGAUUUUAAGUAGGAAACUAAUUUGUGCACGUGAUCUAUAAUUGAAUAAUAACAAAUUACCAUACGAAUGUAGUGAAUUUUAGAAAAAAGACAACAGAGAGGGCAAAAUAAAUUGCCAAAGUAAAAGAAAUACCCAAAACAAGAAUAAAGAAAAUUGAAUUUUAAAA